AUGGCCAACACAGCCGCCGGCGGCUCGCCCGCCUCUCUCCAGGACCGCCUGAUCCAACUCGCUCAGACCCUCCAAUUCGCCUGGUUCGCCGGCCAUGUCACCUUGCUCCUGUGCACCCUGCGAUACGCCUUGAGCGCCGCUUUCUUCAAAUUCUCCUCGGGGUGGGCGCAGUUCAGCUACCGUACCGCCUUCAUCGCGGCCUCGGUCACCUAUGGAAUCGUCGUCUACAAGAGCUUCCGUGCUCGUCAAAAGGCCGGAAAGCCCGUCAGCCCGCUGUCGUUUGCGACUGAUGAGAAUGUGCAAUAUUUGAUCAUGUCCCUCGUCUGGCUCUUCUACAGCCAGUACGUCUUGGCCCUCGCUCCCUACGCCGUCUACAGCAUCUUCCACGUCCUCACCUACACCCGCGGCAUCCUCCUCCCCACCAUCCAGUCCCCACCAGCGGGCGCCGCCGCCGGCCAGAAGCCCGCACCCAGCGGCCUGAGCGAAGGCAUCGCGCGCUUCGUGCGGGAAUACUACGACACCAGCAUGUCACUGGUCGCGGGCCUCGAGCUCGCGCUGUGGUUCCGCGUCUCCCUCUCGGCCCUGUUCUUCGCCAGGGGCAGCUGGGUCAUCCUGGUCCUCUACACCGUGUUCCUGCGCGCGCGCAUCAGCCAGAGCACCUUCGUCCAGGGCAUGAUCCGCCAGAUCGGCGCCCGCGGCGACCAGUACGCCAACCGCCAGGACGUCCCGCCCGCGGUCCGCCAGGGCUGGCAGACGGCCAAGAACAUCCUCAAGCAGGUCCAUGACCAGACCGAUGUCAACCGCUAUGUCUCGGGCCCGCAGCAGCCUGCCCCUAAGAAGGCGCAGUAG
Dissoconium aciculare CBS 342.82 is the source of this 849-nucleotide messenger RNA. RefSeq lists its product as uncharacterized. The coding region runs from base 1 to 849 and encodes 282 amino acids. The transcript is spliced from 2 exons. Gene Ontology annotation, biological process: membrane organization; endoplasmic reticulum tubular network organization. Gene Ontology annotation, cellular component: endoplasmic reticulum; membrane. The record is from RefSeq and is a predicted model, not a curated record. Lineage: Eukaryota; Fungi; Ascomycota; Dothideomycetes; Mycosphaerellales; Dissoconiaceae.